GAAGCUGUCAGUUGUUGUCAACACCCCGGUAGGAUGGUCAGUGGCUUUAUCAGGAUCUCUCCCUCAGUAGGUUAAACCACCGACAGGUAUCCGCUGCAGCCUCAGGUAACUCAUUGUUCUGAGCGCGAGGGAGAUGGAGGGUCUCCGGUUCAGGCGCGUGCAGAGACCGCAGGUCAUCACCGACGAGCUGCCGGAGCACCACUACAAGGCGUCUGGCACCUACAGUGGGAAGGUUUUCCAGGUGACUCUGAUCUCUCUGGGUGGCUUUGUACUUCUUCCUCUCCUGGUCAUUAUCCUUAUCCUGGAGUCUCCCAUCCAUCCUGAAGUAUUCAGUUUGAAGGAACCUCCAGUGAUGAAGGGCUGCUGGGAGCCAAACCUGAAGCUCAGAGAGGCUAAGAGACUGUUUGAAGACCAGAUCACCGGACCAGAAUCCAUCGCUAAUAUUGGAGAUGUUUUCUUUACUGGAACAUCCGAUGGGAAGAUCGUGAAGCUGAUCGGUCGAAGAAUUCACACGGUGACGAGGCUUGGGAAACUGCCUUGUGGGUCCAAAGAGGAGGAGUCAAGCUGUGGGAGGCCGCUGGGGAUCAGAAUUGGACCCAAUGGGACUCUGUUUGUAGCGGACGCUUACCUGGGUCUGUUCGAGGUCAACCCCACUACAGGUGAAGCGACCAGGUUGGUGAAAGGGGGUGAGGAGGUUGCUGGCCGGAAGCUGUCAUUCAUCAACGACUUGGCGGUGACGCAGGAUGGAAAGAAGGUGUACUUCACAGACUCCAGCAGCAGGUGGCAGCGCAGAGACUACCUGAACCUCAUCAUGGAGGCCACUGCUGAUGGACGAGUGUUGGAGUACGACACAGAGAGCCGGGAGCUGACCGUGGUGAUGGAGAACCUUCGUUUUCCGAACGGCAUCCAGCUGCUGCCUGAUGAGGAAUCUGUGCUGGUGGCAGAGACCACAAUGGCCCGGAUACGCAGAGUCCAUGUUGCUGGUCUAAACAAAGGGGGAAUGGACACGUUCAUUGACAACCUGCCUGGUUUUCCCGACAACAUCCGUCCGAGCUCAACCGGAGGUUACUGGGUGGCCAUGUCUGCUGUGCGGCAAAACCCUGGCUUCUCCAUGCUAGACUUCCUGUCCCAGAGACCCUGGAUCAAGAAAUUCAUCUUUAAGAUCUUCAGUCAAGAUGUGUUGAUGAAGUUUGUCCCUCGGUACAGCCUGGUGGCGGAGCUCCACGACGGUGGCAUCUGCACAAGGAGCUUUCACGACCCAAACGGCCUGGCGGUUGCGUACAUCAGCGAGGUCCACGAGCAUGACGGCAAUCUGUACCUGGGCUCUUUCCGCUCACCGUACAUCGCCAAACUUGACCUGAGCAAGGUCUAGUAAAACGAUUAAUAGAGACCAUCACAGACAGACAUUUGUGACUCAGUUUGAAGUCUCAAAAAAGUGACAGCCUUCGUAUUUAAUAGUGAUUUAAUGGACCAGGGUGUGAAAUAGAAACCGUCACAGGUGGUCUUUUGUCAGGAUCAAAUGGCAGUUGGUCAACAGUUUUGAGCCAAAUUUCUCCAAAGCUAUUUGAUGGAUUAACAGAGAAUUAGUUUGAACACUCAUCGGCUCCUGAGGAUAAAUCAAAGGAUAGCCAGUUGAGGUGAAAGGUGUGUGGGUGUGCUUUUGAAUGGGCUGUAUUGUUUUAGUUGUAGGACUGGGUUUAGACCUUCAGAACUUUUGGUACUUAAUGUGUCUGUUGCACUGAGCAUCCGCAGACCUCCCUCAGCGGAUGAGAAUAGAUUGAGCUGCUAACUUUUAUUUUUUGAUCCAUUAAUCAACUAUAAAAUGCCAAACAAACAAUGAAAAUAAACACAUGCGAGACGUAUGACGAAGCAGAUACUUUCAAUUCAGAAGCUUAAAAAAGCAGAAGUGAAGUAUUUUGUUUUAGAGAUGACGAAAAGAUUAUUGAAUUAUUACAAUUGUUGUUUAUUUUCAUCGUUGAUUUAGCAAAUUAAUAUUCCUGUUAAUGUCUGAUCAGACAAUUUUGAAUUUAAGUCUCAAUUUAUCAAGUGUAUUUAGUUUUUCUUUAACUUGUGUCUAACUUGGCCUCUUGUUCACCUAAAACAUUUGUAUUUUUCAGGAUGAGGUCUUAGGACUAUAUAGUUUAAAAUUGAUACUGAGGCACUAAUUGGCCCAAGCAUCAAAAGAUUUUGGCAUAGAUUUAUAUUUAACUGGCUAAACUAGCUGAAAACUGUUCGCAAGCUAGCUCAAGCUAAUUCAUUUGCCCACAAACACGCUAGCUUACCCACUAGCUCGCUAGCCUCAAUUGCAAUCCUUCUAGUUAGCAAACUAGCUUGGAAAUAGCUAUUUUAUAAUUUGUUCAGGCAAACAGAAGGGGUUAGUACAUGUAAGCUUGACUAUUUGUAUUUUUGCCCAUUAUUCUUAAUUCACAGCACAUUUCACUACCUCUGGUACAAACGUUUUAAUGUCUGCUGACAUGACGCACUAUGUCCUACUUAUAACAAGUGAGAGAUAUCAGGUGAAGUCAGAGCUACAUAUUCUUGUUGAAAAACAGAUAAACAGCCUAAAAUAGCGUCUUGUCGUGUUACUUUCACUCAGCUCCUAAACAAUUAGCCGAAUGGACAGUUUUAAUGUUAGCAUACAGUAGGAUUACUUUUACAUUUAGCUGCCAGCAGAGACACAUUUUCAGCCACUGUGCCAACAGUUUGUCACUCUUGUGUUGCUGUCAGAAAAACUCCUAGUACUCUGAACAGGAAGUAUAAGUUCAAUGCUGACGUGAGCAUUUUUAACCAUCAGCUUUUAAAUUUUUCAGUUUAAACAGACAAGAAAAAAACCCAUAGAUGACAUAGAUUACUUGCUUUUCAGCCUUAUUUAUCUUUGAUUUUCACUCUGGAAUCUCCCGCUUCUACCAUCCACCCCAGAGUAACACAACAUGAGUCUUGUUUAAAAAUAGUCGCUGACAUAUGCAGAUGAUUAAAUCACUUUUAUAUAUUUGUAUUCCCAACAAAUUGUGUAUCUGAUUUCAAUAUGCUGGGUUAAAAAAAAUGUUUUUCAAAUCGUGUCAGUAUCACAAGCUUAUUAUUUUUUAGGACCACUCUAAUAAUAUAUACUCUUAAUAUUGGGUCUAAAAACCCCAACUUGUAUUUAAUAUCGUAUAGAUUAAUGACUUCAUGAUCUGAAAUUAUUAUCCAAACACAACUGUUUCCAAUUCUCUUGAGACCAGAAUGUCUCUGUUUUUCUGAUCCGCACUGUGUCUGUGUCAUUAUCCUGGGUGUUGAAGUAUUUUCAUGAAGCUUGACGAUCACAUACAUACGACUCGCUCGGUUUAGCUCAUUUAGCUCAUUUGGUUUCUUGCUGACGUAUAGCAGUGUUUAAGCAGCUGAAUCAUAAUUGAAGUAUGAGGUUACUAUGACUCUAAUAUGACCUUAUUGAAGGCCUAUAAUCUAACUCAGGGGAGACAGACAAUUCACAUUCUGAUAAAAGCUUCUGUACUUCGUUUGUUCCUUACAAGAAAAAGUUUUGUGUUUUAAUCCGAUCUGGUGUCAUGAGUUUCUCUGGUCUGGAUCAUCUGGAUAUGACAAGUUAAUGAAGUCGAGUUAACAGGCCGGAAAAUGUGAAAGGUUUGCGGUUGUUUUCAGCACUUACAGAAAAAGUGUUUUUUCUUGUGUUUGUUGUGAAAAAGUUUUCUUGUGUGGUGAGAAGUUUUAUAUUUUGUUUCUUUAAAUGAAGUGCCAAAUUUAAUUUCUGUUUUGAUGUUCGAUUUUGCACUAAAAAAAAACCUGAUAAACUGAGCUUCUGUUUUAGCACUCAAAACAUUUCUGUGAGGUGAAGCUGUUGUGAUAUAAACUUUUAUUAGUGUUUUAGUUAUUUCCUUUCUGUUUUCAGUGUUUCCCCCUCUCAGUAUGUGUAUGAUGACAGAUUGCACUCUGUGAACUCUUUUCCUUUUUUUUUUUUAUCAUGAAUCUUUUUUGCAGCUUCUCGGCUUCUUUUGAAUAAAACAUAAUCAAAUCUUCA
Messenger RNA from Labrus mixtus (cuckoo wrasse), 4012 nucleotides. RefSeq names its product adipocyte plasma membrane associated protein (gene apmap). Gene Ontology annotation, biological process: biosynthetic process. The transcript is spliced from 9 exons. The record is from RefSeq and is a predicted model, not a curated record. Bases 134 to 1372 code for a protein of 412 amino acids. Gene Ontology annotation, molecular function: strictosidine synthase activity. NCBI's taxonomy places the organism in Eukaryota, Metazoa, Chordata, Actinopteri, Labriformes, Labridae.